This is a messenger RNA of Trematosphaeria pertusa, 1822 nucleotides long. RefSeq lists its product as uncharacterized. The coding region runs from base 353 to 1705 and encodes 450 amino acids. The transcript has 3 exons. The record is from RefSeq and is a predicted model, not a curated record. NCBI's taxonomy places the organism in Eukaryota, Fungi, Ascomycota, Dothideomycetes, Pleosporales, Trematosphaeriaceae.
CACCACUCUACACAGCCAGACAUUAUUCCGCCGACGAAACUUUGCAGCAGCCUCGAUCUCCAAAGGGUCCAGCCAUCACAGAACGAUUAACGGUCCAGCUUGUUCCCUGCAGCGAUCCGCCUUUCGUUGUGUGCGAAACUUGAAUCUCGCGCAACCCUGAUGACGCUAAACUGCAAAGUGACGUAUGCGCGAUCGGGUAUAGCACCCAUAUAUCUACGACGCCUGGAUGCGAGCCCUGGUUUGUGAUCUACUGCGCAUUUAAUAUUUUCUUAAAGCGAUUAUCAAAAGAUUCGAAAUCGAUUUUCUUUGAGCUAUUGGGAUUGUAUCGAGAAGGAUUGAAAAGUAGAGCAAGAUGUUCGCUGUUGAUGAGCUCAAGAAGCAGAACGCUGGGCUUCAAGCCGGCGUAGCGAAUAUUUCCAAAGUCGCCCAAGGCGCUUCACAGAGAGGCCAGUCGACCGCGAAGAAGCCUGCUGCAACGGCGCAGAAAACCGCAGCGCCAGCUACACGGAAAGCUACUCCGGUGAAGAAGGCUACACCGGCUACCACCGCGAAGUCUACCACAAACACUACGACUCCGGCUAAGAAAGCCCCGUCGAAGCUGAACUCAGCAUCGACCUCUAUGCCAGCGAAUAGCCCAGCUUCGAAGACUACGACGCCGGCGAAGGCUACGCCUGCGCGGACACCAAUCGGGACAAAGAAAUCGCUUCCAUCUGCUGGCUCGAAUACAGCAUCCACAGCUAGCCCCGCGAAGAAGACCCCAACCACCGCGCCGAAAGCCUCCGUGGGCGAUACACCCAAGCCAGCCCGAACACCCAUCGGCACAAAGAAACCCCUACCCAUCUCAAAAGCCACCCCAUCUUCAAAAGCCACCAGCGCAGCGAAGACCAGCACCCCCGCGAAACCCGCAACCAGCACACCCUCCACAACAACAACCGGCGCUAAAGCAACCCCCAUCAAGAAAACCCCCGUCAAACCCGCCGCCAACCCCGACGGCACAAAGCCCACCCCCGUAGCCGCGAAAAAGAUCGCCCCGGCCGCCCAGCCCGCAAAGAAACCCGGCGUCAUCGGCAGCGCCUCCAACGCCGCAACCGGCACCCUCAACAAGGGCGUCGGCCUCACUACGGGUACCGUGAACACGGUGACCGACUCUGCGACGACUGGCCUGAACAGCACUGUUAAUGGCGUUACUGGCGUCGCGGGUAAGGGGCUUGACAAGCUGCCUGCUGGAGUAGGGAAACCGGUGAAGCAUGUCACGGAUGGAGUGGGCAAGACGGCGACAGGCGCAACGGAUAACUUGUACUAUACGACGGGGGCGGUGACGAAGGGCGUCCAGGGGACAGUUAGUAAGACCACAGGAGCACUAGGUAAGGGAGACGUUAGGGGUGCGGUGGGAGGCGCGACGAGUGGGGUCGGAAACACGGUUGGCGGGGUUGGGAAGGGUCUCGGAAAUACCGUGGGAGAUGCUGUGGGUGGGGUGGGGGGAACGGUUGGCGGCCCGCUUGGGGAUGUGGUUGGUGGAGUGGGGAAGGGAGCUGGUGAUGCCGUCGGUGGUAUUACUGGCGGAUUGGGAGAGGGCGUGGGUAAGUUGGGCAGGGGCGAUUUUGUCGGGGGCCUUGGAAGCACCGCGGGCGGCGUGCAGAAGGGCGUUGGCGGGCUGUUGGGAGGACUGCUCGGAGGUAUUUCAGGUGGUAACGAGGAGGAGUGAGCAAAGUCCCAAAAGCCGUAUUAGAUUGGUAUGUUUUCUCAGCUUCGAUUUUCUAAUGUGUAGUUCUAUCUAUUCUAUAGGUUAUGAAACUAAUUCGACUAAUGCCCAACCGAAACU